AUGUAUAUUUUAGCGUUACGAUCAGCGGCAUCUAAUAGUCGUUUACCAUACGACAAGCUGACCGCUCAAGAAUUGGUUCAUUUUCCUGAUGCAUCAGAUUCGAAAGCAUCCACAAAUUUGUACCUAUUUAUCAGGAACAAAAUACUGCAAUUAUGGCUUCUUGAACCUAAUGUGGAGCUGACCAGUGAAGAUGCCAUUGAUCAACUUCCAAUCCCAUUCAACAGUGAUCGUCGUUUUGUCCGUCGAAUUCAUGGCUUUCUCCAGAGAUAUGGUUUCAUCAAUUAUGGUAACUUCCACCGAUUAGCUUCAGCUCUUGUGCUGACCUCGAAAAGAAAGCGCGUUGUGAUCAUCGGUGCUGGUGCUGCUGGCAUUGCUGCUAUGAAACAGUUACAUUUCUUCGGCUUUGAUGUGGUGAUGUUGGAAGCAAGAAAAAGACUUGGCGGUCGCGUUCACACUUACCAUCAGAAGGAUUCGAGUGUGGUCGCCGAUCUUGGAGCGAUGGUUGUCACAGGAAUUAAUGGGAACCCCAUUGUGACGAUGAUGCGACAGACUCAGUGUACUCCUGUUCGUAUCACACCAGACUGCCCCAUCUAUGAUGAAUAUGGGAAAUUAGUGGAUCAGCGAAAGGACGAGUUGGUCGCUGAAGCCUUCAAAAAGAUCGGCGAUACUGCUUCGUAUAUAGCGCACACCUUGGGUGUGACUGAAGUGAAUGGAAAGAACUUGAGCAUAGCUGAUGCUUACAAUGAGAUUCUUGAGUGAGU
Cylicostephanus goldi is the source of this 761-nucleotide messenger RNA. NCBI's taxonomy places the organism in Eukaryota, Metazoa, Nematoda, Chromadorea, Rhabditida, Strongylidae. The record is from the annotation of a GenBank genome assembly.